CAUGGUAACGUGACGGUCUCUCCGUCAUAUAAAGUUAUUUGGUUCUUUUAUAUGGUUUUAUUUUUAUAAUUUAGGUUUUAUAUUUUCUGCUUACUUUAUGAGUAAGUAAGUCUGAGUAAGGAAAAUGUCUGAAACUACUGUUAUUAGUCGUUUUAAUUUAAUCAGUCUAUGUCACACCAAUGAUCAGGCCCAUUCUAACUGUAAAAUAUCACUAUUACUCCAACACAACCAAAGCGGCCCAAGACGAUCAUCUAUGUCUACAUACAGAAUCCAAUUUUUAUUUAAUCGAAAACUGUAACCUGUAUUACAUUGCAAAUAAAGUUGUUUUUUUUUUCUAAUUCAACAGUGCUUGACGUCAUUGUAUGCGACAGUAUUUCUUUAUGAAAUACAACAUUAUAACACAGUUACAGGGAAAAAAUGCACGUAGGAGUAUCAGACAUUUGUAGAAGUGAAGCAAAAUAUUAUUUAAGUAUUUUUAUGUUUUUGAGAACGACUUUUCUGGAAAGAGCGCGUACACGGAGCAGAUGCUCUGACCGGAAGCGUCGUGACGGUGCUGCUCUUUCGCUCCCAAACUACUGUGAAGGUGUUUCUGAUCUGCCAUAAAGUCUUUGUUUCAUUGGUAUUUCCACCAAAACCAACAACACAAAGGCACUUUUAAGAGCCACUUUGUCUUGUUACCACGUCUUUGCUGUGAGUGUACCUGUCUGUCUGUUUCUUACUCGUGUGUGUGUGUGUGUGAUUGCCUCUUUUUGUCUUAUCUGUUCAUCUCUUUGUGAGUCCGUCUGUGUGUCUGAUUAUUUGUCACCAUGAGUGAUUCAGAAGAUCCACUUAGGAGCCUGGAUGACCUGGUUGAUCAGUAUGAGCUUCAUGAUCACCUCUACAGUCUUGGGGACUUAACUGGUGAGGUUGAGGAAGGGGCGGCGGCAGUAUCGGCACCACCACCUGAACCAAGGGUGAGGUGGAGAAAGAGAGACAGCGAUGGAAAAGUGCUCUCUCUGAGGCCAAGAUCAAGCAGGAAUCAGUCAAAUCAGGCUGUUCACAGUCGCAAGACUGAUCCUCCCUUCAGCCCUCCUCACAGUACAUGUGAGGUGGCCUUUGCUCCAGAAACUGUUGAAUGUUUUCUACGAGAUCUUCAGCACUCGCUGAAUGAUGCUGGUGAUGAGCAGGAAACAUCAAGACCACCUCUUCAGUCUUCCUCCAACUGGAGCACACGAAAAAGUGUCUUGUUAGAGAGCUGGAGGGCAGAGAGACCCCGUCUUGUGAACACCGUGGUUUCACAAGAAUAUGUGGCUGCACACACAUGCCAGCAGUGUGGGAUCAAUCCAGCUGAUGUCCGUUGCUGUGACUGUCGACCACGGCCAUUCUUCUGUGCUGAAUGUGACGUUGACAUGCACACCAGACACGUCCUUCAUAACAGAGAAGCAAUGACAGCCGGAUUCUUUCAGCCAUUACCGCCAACAACUGUUGUUGUGGAUAAGGCUCUUUCCCACUGUGAGCGGCUUGCACCGCUGGAGAUGCCUGACAAAAUUUGUGGUUGUCAACCAGGGUCACUGAGGGUCAAACCAGGAAAGGCUGUUGCUGUGGUCACAAUGAAUGGACGAUAUGAUCUCAGCAUGCCUGAAUUGGGUUAUGAUACAUGCCAAGCCACUUGCCGUGCUGGACUGGACAACCUAAUUAAAAAUGACUACUGGCCUGCUACUCUUCACUUCGCCACAAUAUAUUCGACAGAUGUCUUUUAUUCAUUUGAAGAAAUGACGAUGGCGGCAGCAGGACUGUCCUGCCAGGCAUUUUUAAGAAUGCUUGAUUGACGAACUCUCCGCUUUGGCCGUACUGGGAAGGUAUCAGCAGACAGCUUCCAAAAAACGUAUUUUGAGUGGGAGGCUGUCCGAUAUGAGGUCGACAACAUCUGCGAAGAGGAGCUCUUUACCUGUCCUGCAUGCACCCCGAAUAUGCUUGCGGUUUCAGUGGAUGGAAACCGCAAGCAUUACCGUUUCAAGAAUGCAGCUAGAUCUGAGGAACAGGCCAUCUUUGAAGGCGUCUUCAUUGCCAAGGACGAAGAUGUAACAAAAUUUGUGGACUACAUUCACAAUACAACCAAACACGUCUCUGGAAGAGGUGUUUGUGGAGGGGAGUGGUCAGCAGCCAGAGAGACCUCCCAGAAAUCCACCAGCAAGAUAGAUGAGGAAGGACUGGAGCUUGCAGUGUGUCAGCAUGGAGUGCUGCUCUGUGCUUUAAAUAUGUACAGAGGAGAAAUUUUUGCUUAUCCCCUGUUCCUGCAAGAAAAGCUGGCCAGUAGGCAAGUUACCUUUUUUUGUAUGGAUGUGACUUGCAAAUAUUGGCCCUACCUCCAAAGAGUAACAAAAAGUUGUCCAGAACUCCAGCACCUUCUUAACAUGAAGCCGUUCCUUUCGGUAUUUCAUGCCAAAGCACAUGAUUUCAAGUGUGAGGUGAAAUGGAGUGGGGCAUAUCAGGAGGGAGCUGGUUCAACACUUGGGGAGGAGGUGGAACAAUGUAAUGCCUUCCUGUCCAGGAUUGCAGUGACCACCAAGCAUAUGUCAAAAGCAGGACGCACAGACAUGCUGACUCUCAUGGCCAUGCGCUGGAAUCAGCAAAAGUUUGAGAAUUUGGCCGCCUCACUGAGUCACCGAUACAGGAAGACCGCAGAUGCGCUGCACAGCCAACUUCAGAACCUUGAGUCCAUGAGAGCCCAGUUAGCAGUAACAGAGAGCCAACUGGAAGAUUGGGUCAGUGAUGUCAAGGACUGGGCAGAAGCAACAACAACCACCCAUGAUGCCGAUGCCUUGGCCAGCAGAAUUGAAGUGUUGGUGGCUAGCAUCAGGAGGCGGUCUCAGCGUCUUUACAGAGAUACUGACGGCAACAAAGGUCGUGCCAGGGUCCGCCGCAAUAUCAGGGAGGAGAAGGGGAUACUCACUUCUGUUGUGGAGAAAUACAACAGAAUGGUUCCAAGCACAGAAACUGUGUGCUUAGAAACCAUUCUGUCGGGCGAGACAGUUUGGCCAUGGCAGCUACCACACAGUGACUCUGUUGAUCUAAGGACGAAGAGACGAGCGUUUGACCUCGUCAUGGCGGUGAAGAGACUUCAAGAAGAGAAGACCAUUCUUGUUAAGGAGAUGGACCACCACUGGCAAUCUUUCAAGUCGUGCCAGUACCCUGAGAAAGCUGUCCUGCCUGCUUUCUGAAUCCCGGUGUGGCCUAAGUGAAGAGGGGAUGAAUGGUCUGAGAAGCAUCAUCCUCAGAAAGCAGUGGAAAA
Melanotaenia boesemani (Boeseman's rainbowfish) is the source of this 3271-nucleotide messenger RNA. RefSeq lists its product as uncharacterized. The transcript has 15 exons. The record is from RefSeq and is a predicted model, not a curated record. Lineage: Eukaryota; Metazoa; Chordata; Actinopteri; Atheriniformes; Melanotaeniidae. Bases 1950 to 3200 code for a protein of 416 amino acids.